AUGGAAUCUUCUUUAAAUACUACAUUUGAAGCGUUAAAAGAUAGCGUGGAAGCAGUUAAACUAAAGCAACAAAAUCAAUUGCGUAAUUUGGUUUUACACGCUAAAUAUAAUAAUUAUGCCAGCAGAGAUGAUAUGCAUGCGACAAGCACUGGCAGCAUGUCGUCAAGAUUAAAUAACUUACAUCAGGUCUUUAAAGAAGACAUUCAACCAAAAAAUGCAUUUAAGGAAUUAAAAACUUUACAUAGCACCGAAAUCCUAGAAGAUAAUCCUUCGCCAACAUAUUUUAAAUCAAAAAUGCGUAAAAUUGUAAAUAAUGAAAACGUUAACGAUUAUACAAAUCUAAGCACACCACGUAGUUUAAGUGGUGCAUCCAUACGUAAAUCUAAAUAUUCCUUUAGAGAGGAUACACCUCAAACCAAAAAUUCUUUAUUGGAUUCCUAUAAACAAGAUAGUUUAGACGAUGAUGCUGCACAUUUUAAGAAUUCCACAAAUAUUUCCUCUUCAUUUUUGGAAGAUAUCAAUUUAUCUACGUAUUGCGCACCUUCUACCAAUCAAAUACAUAUGAAUUUUAUAAUGCUAAUAGGACUUGUAGCUGGUGUAUUAGUUUCCAAAGUCUUGCAAUAUUUACAAUUAUAUUUGAAUUGGCUUUGUGAACAAAUUCUUCAAUUGCGCAAUAAUCUUAUGGGUAGCAAUUCUUUGUGGGAAUUUCUUAAUUUCGAUGACACUCGCCGUCUGCAAGUUCGCUCCAAAUCAAAUCCUGGCACACCCACCCAACCUCGAAGACCUGAUUUUAUUGGUCUCAAUCAACAGCAACAACAACAAUUGCAAAAUCAACAGAAUCCAACACAAUCGUUUUAUGAGUACACAACAAAUGUGGCACCGACUUCAACGACUGGUUUACCACCACAGCAUCCACAAUUGCCUAUAAUACAACAACAACAGCAGCAACAACACCAACAAAUGCUAAUGCAACAACAACGUGCCAUAAUGCAACAACAGCAACAAGGUGUCAUUAACAUCCAACAACAACACGCUGCAACUUUAGCCCAACAACCUUAUGGCGGCAGUCCACAACGUCGUUUCCUAUCCGAAGGUGAACUAGUGCGCCAGGGUUCUGGACCAUCUGGAACGGCAGGCAGUGACUUGUCCUACGCCCGUUCAAAUAACACUGUAGAUAAUAUACGCGAAUUGGCUGGCAGUCCUCAGCGGGGCGUUUAUAUGUGGAAAGAUACAUCACCCGGUUUCCAAGGUAGUUCUGGUGGCGGUGGUAUUGGUGGCAUGAUGCCACCGCCAUCAUCAAUGGGAGGCAUCGGCAGUAGUGCGGGCACUAUGCCAUCAAGUAUGCAGCAUCAUAGUACCGGAGGACCUCAGUAUAUAACAGUGAGCGGUGGAGCACAACAGGGUCAUCCCUUAAUAAUGACCCAUUCGAGAAUGCAUCAAACGCAGCCAGGAAUACAUGAUUAUCAACAGCAACAACAUUCGGUAUUUCAUCGUUCCAAUCCAACUAGUCCCACAACAUUACCCUCUGCCUCACAGGGACCACCGGUUUCGUCGUAUGUAAUGCGUUAUGGUAAUGCAUCAUCAGCGGCUUCCUCAUCGCAGCCACAACCCACAAGCUAUAGUCAAUCGAUGGGUGGUGGCGGCGGUAUUAGUGGUAAUAUGACACAGUCGGUGGCAUCGACAUCACAAGGUUAUCAACCGAAAAUACAUGGCGGUGUGCCAGUGUUUCCCCCCAAUCCCCAAGGCAUGAAUUCCUCCAAUACCCAACCAUCACCACAAAUCAAACGCAAACAAACCCCCACACGACCCAUGUCAUUCGUCAGAGCACUCGAAAUGACUGAUUCGAUGGAAAUGCAAACGCUUGAGCAGCAGCAACAGCAACAACAACACCAUCAACAUCAGCCACUGCAACAGCAGCAACAACAGAAUCGCAACAAUGGUGCCAUAACAACCGGUCAAGGUGUAACUGGUCACAUGAUGGGUGCUGCCCGCGCUAAUACCACCACACCCACACCCGACCGUGCCAGUGUCUACGACAUGAACUACGAGAUUUCCGUAUAACCCGUGCUCGUACCCGUCGUUGUAGCACCCGCCAACGCCUCUGCAACGGCUCUACAUAACGCUUAUGGACAUAAGAAACUAAUGGCGGCAAACAGCAGCUGCAACAGUAGUGGUGUUGGUGGCGGUAGUACCAAUAGUGGCUACACUUUAAAUAAAUACAAAACUCAUUUGAACCAACAUCAUCACCCACUUCAUCAUCUUCAACAGCAGCAGCAACAGCAUUUUAGUGGCAGCAGUAGCAGUGGUAUUAUGGGUGGUGGUAAUGUUAGUAAUUGCAGUAGUGGUGGUGGCAGUGGUGGUAGUAGUGUUAUUGUUGGUGUUGACGUUGGUGUUGCCGCUGCUGUAGCAGCAGCUACCGCCCCUGCAGAGCCGGCUGCCUAUGCUUCCGUGGCUGUGGUUAAUGCCAACUCUACAAAUGGCAAUAGUAGCAAUAGUGUAAGACAACCAAAUAAAAGAAAAUUUUCCACUUUCUUUUAGUCGAAAAAUACAAAACCAAAACGAAAAACUCCACUAAUUGAACAAAUUCUUAACAUUCAUACUCUCUUACACUAUUUAACCCAUUUUGAAAAGUUAAAAAAAAACUAAACUCUGCUCUUGCAAAACAAAUGAAACUUCAACCAAAAUGUAUAUAAAUACGAGUAUAUAAUUAAACAAAUUAAAUUGUCUUUUAGUUUAUAAAUUAAAAAACAAAACUCAUUUAUAGUGUAAAACUCUCCUUUCUCUCUCUGUCAUUUACACAAUCUCCUUUAUCCUAAAACAUUUACACUCUUACAUUUAUAUAAAAAAAAACAUAUAACCCACUUAUACAUAUUUACAUAUACAUACGUAUAUUUUAUCAAAAUUAUCACAAAUUAUUUAUAGAAACAUAAAUAACAAUUUGUAUUUUAAUCCUUAUUAUUUUAUAGCCAAACUCCCUCUGCCCCUCCCUGCCUGUCUAACCCUUAACAAUUCCCCUGUUAACUGAUCCAUGUUUCUGCUCUUGUAAAUUAUUUAAUGAAACAAUUUCAUAAUACUUUCUAUCUACACUCAUUUCUAGAAGAAAAUGAUGGCGAAUAUUUGGUGUAAUUUUGUGGCAAUUUAAAGAAAUUGUUAAGUUUUAAGAAAAAAUUAAAAUUGUAUUUAAACAAAGUGUUUAGUAGAAUGUGUUUACGUUCGUAAACUUUAUUUAUAACUCCCCUGAUAUUUUAAGUGUUUGUAUUAUAAUUUUACAAAACCAUAGAUUUGUUUUGUUUUUAUAUUUAUAUAAAUGUUUUUAAAAGGUUAUUGCAUGCAACUUUAGUUUAAAAGUUUUUGAUUAUUUUAUUAAAAUAUUUAAAAUUCUCGCUUAUUUAGAAAACAAAAUAAUUGCAAUAAUUUACAUUUAAUGGAUUGGCUAAAGAAAUACUGGAAAAUUUAUCAAAUUAAAAAUCUGAAAUAAAAUGGAAACGUGUAAACUUGUUUACCAAUCUCAUAAAUGUACUUAAAACUGGUUUCUGCAUGUCUUGUUUAAAGAAGAAAGUUUGAAAUCUUUUAAAAGUCUAAAAAAUUAAUGAGAAUAAAGCCUUUAAGAAGUUUAUAGAAAAGAAUGAAAAAUAUUUUUAUGCAAAAGAACAAAAUGCUUUAAAUAAUAUUGAAUACAUGAAUGGUUGAUAAGCAAAUAGGUAAUGUUAAAUGAAACACCUAAAAGUAUGCUAUACAAUUGUGCAAUUCCCUUGAUUGCCCUUAAAAAACACCUAAAUAUUUGUCAUUAUUAUUGUUUUAAUAAUUCUACUUCUAUGCUCGUUAGUUUUGUUUUUAAGUUAAUUAAUUUUAUAGUUCUUAAAGUUAAAACAAAUUAUUAGUAAUGUGUGUUUAUUUUUUUUUUAAUUUUUAAAUAAAAUUAACUCUUAAGCAUUUAUUAGUUUUCUUGUGUUUUAAAAAUAUGUAAUAAUAAAUGAAUAUAUUACUCUUCUGCUAUUUGGUUAAUAAGUUAUAAUUCUUCCAUUAAACAAAAUAUUAUUUUUAAUAAUUGAAUUCUUUUAAUUUAAGUUAUUUUUUUUUAUUAUUUAAAAAAAUAUUUCGUUUUUAAAACCAAUUUGUGUUUAUUUUUUAAAGUUAAAUAUUAAAUUAAGUAAAUAUUUAUCUAUUUUCGAAAAAAUACAAAUAAAAUUAUUUUUUUUUUUAUUUUAUUGUUAUUCCUAUUUUGAUAAUGAAACAAAAACUAAUUGCAAUUUAAGUCCAUCCAUUUCAAAAAAUUCAGUUCUUUGAAUUGAAUGAACUCUUGUAAACAGUAAAUAAAAAGAAAAUUAAAUAAACAUUUAAUUAUA
Messenger RNA from Lucilia sericata (common green bottle fly), 4346 nucleotides. Its product is annotated as mediator of RNA polymerase II transcription subunit 15-like. Lineage: Eukaryota; Metazoa; Arthropoda; Insecta; Diptera; Calliphoridae. The transcript has 3 exons. The record is from RefSeq and is a predicted model, not a curated record. The coding region runs from base 1 to 2061 and encodes 686 amino acids.